AGACUGUGUUUACUCAUAGUUACAAAAAAACCGAUAAAAAGUCGACAGAUUUUUGACUAGUCUUUUAAAAAAUAGUAUUUAUUUAAUAUAUGUCACGUGUAGUGUUGGCAAUAAAAUUAUUUCUAAUUUGUUAUGAAAACCAAUUGUAUAGUAUUAUUAACAUAUCAUUAAUUAAAGUCAAAAUUAUGACAAAACAAUAUAGCAAUAAAAGUGGACAAUUGGUUAUUGAAUUAAGACAACGAUUUCUUGAGGAAUACGAUAAUAAUAGAGAUUUAUAUAAUGAUGAAGACGUGGACACAAUUCGGACAAACGACUGGUAUGUCAAACGAUUUUUAUUAGCGCGCCGUCGGGAUGUCGACCAAGCGUUUCACAUGAUUAGAGAUACUAUGAGAUGGAGACAACAGUUUGGUUUAUCAGACAUGAAGGACACCGACUUUCCCGCAGAGUUUUAUAAAGUCGGCGGACUUUUCUCAUAUGAGAAAGACUUGGAGGGAAAUGUUGUCAUUUAUUUACGAAUACGAAUGCAUCGGAAGAUACCGGAAAUGGCGGAACCAAUUAAAAAGUUUUUAAUGUUUAUUGUUAACAAAGUUGAUAAAGAAGUUGAUGGUAAUGGUAUGGCCAUUGUGUUUGACUGUUCGGGUGCCGGCUAUUCCAAUAUGGAUAUGGAUUUCUUGUCAUUUUUGAUAACCGCCGGUAACUCGUAUUUUCCCGUUGGACUCAAAUAUAUUCUCGUUUACGAACUUUCGUGGCUUUUAAAUGCUUUCCGCAAAAUUGCAAUGUCUUUAAUACCGCAAACAUUUUUACCACUUAUUAAAUUUGCCGAUAAAUCUAAUGUAAAACAAUAUAUAACUACUGAAGCAUUGCCUGAUUUUAUGGGCGGAACCUGUAAACGAAAUUACAGAUAUGUACCAAAUGGAUGUACAACUGUUGCCAAACUGGCCAUUGAAAAUGGUUUCACUCAGACAGAUAUUGACCGCAUUUUGCCAUUUUAUGAACCACUUCUUGAAGAAGCUGACAAAGCAUUACAAAACAAUCAUUAUAUCAACAAAAUAAAUGACAAAAAUGAUAUUGAAUUAAACGAAAUUAAUGAAACUAAAGAUAUAAUAAAAGAUAGCAUUGUUUGUCAAAAUAAAACGAUUCAAAAGUCAACUAUAAUGGGAAUAUUUCCUAACGAUUUCAUACAAUUAAUAUAUAGCUCACACUCGGAGUCGUAUGAAUCCAAUGUUUUACUGCAAAAUUUGUCGGACACUCCGAUUGCAUAUAAAAUUCAAUGCAAUAACGCCAACAAUUACAUAGUGUAUCCCCGUUUGGGUGUCAUCAUGAGUGGCGCCAAUGUCCGCUGUAAUAUCCAAUUGAUGUCCGAACAAAGUUACCGAAAACACGACAAGUUUCUUAUUGUAUCGGUUCCGGUCAAUGAUCAUAAACUUACUGUCAAUCAAUUUGCCAAAUUAUGGACUGAAAACGAUACUAAAACUAAUAUAUAUUCUCAUAAAUUGUUGACAACAUUAAGUGAAUUUGUUAAUGAAAAUAAUAGCAAUGUAUUGAUGGGAAAAAAGAUGGCUGAAAGUGAUCUAAAUGAAGAAGUGGUAACAUUGCGAUCGUUGUGUCAACAGUUGGAAAGACGCCAAACACAGCUAUCACUCCUCCUCUAUGUCUUACUAAUAGCAAUGUCUAUACUCUUGAUUUUGGUCUUAUAUAGCCAUUCAUACACUGAAUUCCUAUCACUUGAAAGUCUAACUAUACGUAAGUUUGCGCCCAAAGUGUUUGUCACCAAUGAGUGAAUUUUAUAUUUAUUUAAACAAAACUUUACUUUAUUUGUUUAUAACUAUUAAAUUG
Messenger RNA from Oppia nitens, 1836 nucleotides. Its product is annotated as motile sperm domain-containing protein 2-like. The record is from RefSeq and is a predicted model, not a curated record. The transcript is spliced from 2 exons. The coding region runs from base 90 to 1781 and encodes 563 amino acids. Lineage: Eukaryota; Metazoa; Arthropoda; Arachnida; Sarcoptiformes; Oppiidae.